Poecilia latipinna (sailfin molly) is the source of this 2524-nucleotide messenger RNA. RefSeq names its product FERM domain containing kindlin 3b (gene fermt3b). Gene Ontology annotation, biological process: platelet aggregation; integrin-mediated signaling pathway; leukocyte cell-cell adhesion. The record is from RefSeq and is a predicted model, not a curated record. Gene Ontology annotation, cellular component: cell-substrate junction. The transcript is spliced from 15 exons. NCBI's taxonomy places the organism in Eukaryota, Metazoa, Chordata, Actinopteri, Cyprinodontiformes, Poeciliidae. Bases 191 to 2128 code for a protein of 645 amino acids. Gene Ontology annotation, molecular function: integrin binding.
UUUUACACGGGUGACACAAGCAGCAAAGGCAGAGGCUUCACCACACACCACAACCUGCCCUACCCAAGAGAGGCAAGACUAGUGCAAAUUCUCACAGUAGACCAGGGAAACUUCUUCAGCUGUCUGACAGAGACAAGAGGAACCCGCCAGGUCCAGUUCUUAAAAUCGUGGACGGAGGAGACUGACGAGUAUGGCGGCGUGGGAUCUGUCAGUCAAAGUGGAGGACCUGGGGCCUGAUGCCCCUCCUGUCACUAUCAGCGUCGCCUCUGACCUCCACGUUGGAGGGGUUAUCCUCAAGCUGGUGGAAAAGACACAGAUGCAGCGUAACUGGUCGGACCAUGCGCUGUGGUGGGACCAGAAGCAACGGUGGCUCCUGCGGACAGCCUGGACUCUGGAGAAGUACGGGAUUCACGCUGACGCCCGUCUGCUGUUCAUGCCGCAGCAUAAGCCACUUAAACUGGGUCUGCCCAGCGGUAAAACUGUGAUGCUGAAGGCCUGCUUCUCCAACCCCGUCUUCCAGACCGUGAUGGGAAUCUGCAGGAUGCUCAACAUCCGCCAUCCUGAGGAGCUCUCCCUCCUCCGACCUGUGGAGGAGAAGAAGAAGAAGAAAGACAAAGAUAUGACAGAGGAGAUCUACGACCUGACCGAGGUGCCCCUUUCCUCGGUUUCCCGGCCCUGUCUGUAUAAUGGCAUGCCAGCUCAUUUCGCUGACUCAGAGCAGAUGGAGGGCGUCUACAAGAUGCUGUCGGUCACUCAGCCUCCUCCUGCUCCAGAGGUCAUCGCCAAGCAGUACCGCCCAGCAAGUGUGGUGGACAAAUCUCACAUCCACGGCAGGUGGUUGGAUUCAUCACGUUGUCUCAUGCAGCAAGGCAUCCAAGAAAAUGACCGGCUGUGGCUUCGCUUCAAGUAUUACUCUUUCUACGACAUAGAACCCAAGUACGAUGUUGUACGUCUCACCCAGCUGUAUGAGCAGGCUCGCUGGGCCAUCCUGCUGGAAGACAUCGACUGCACCGAGGAGGAGAUGAUGCUUUUUGGAGCGCUGCAGUACCACAUCAAUAAGGUGGCCCUGUCGGAGCCCCAGAUGAUGAGCUCCAACGCGGCCCUGGACGACCUGGAGUCGGCCCUUCAGUCCUUGGAGGUCAAGAUGGAGGGAGAUAGCAGCUCUGCCUCUGACCUGCUGGAAAACAUGACAGCACCAGAACUCAAUGACUACCUGAAGAUAUUCAGGCCCAAGAGGCUCACUCUGAAGGGAUACAAGCAGUACUGGUUCAAAUUCCAGGAUACGUCCAUCUCCUACUUCAAGAGCAAAGAGGAGAGCAUUGGAGAGCCUAUUCAACAGAUUAACCUUAAAGGCUGUGAGGUGGCUCCCGACGUCAACGUUGCAGCGCAGAAGUUUCUUAUCAGACUGCUGAUCCCUGCACCUGAAGGCAUGAAUGAGGUCUAUCUGCGCUGUGAAAAUGAGCAGCAGUACGCUCAGUGGAUGGCCGGAUGCCGGCUGGCCUCCAAAGGCAAGAGCCUGGCAGACAGCAGCUUCCAGAGUGAGAUCCAGAGCAUCCGUUCGUUCCUGGCCAUGCAAAAGACCAACUCCGGCUCCAGCAAUAACUCAGCCGCCAGCGACGAAAGCAUAAACACUCACAGUUUGGUGUCACCACGCUACCAUAAGAAAUACAAGCCCAAACAGCUGACCCCUCGUAUCCUGGACGCCUACCAGAACGUAGCUCAGCUCUCUCUGACAGAUGCACUGAUGCGCUUCCUGCAGAUCUGGCAGGCUCUGCCUGAUUUUGGACUCUCGUAUGUGGUUGUCAGGUUUAAGGGUAGCAGAAAGGACGAGGUGCUGGGCAUCGCCCCGAACCGCCUGAUCCGUAUCGACCUGGGAGUGGGUGACGUGGUGAAGACUUGGCGCUACAACAACAUGAAGCAGUGGAACGUAAACUGGGACAUAAAACAGAUGGCCAUCGAGUUUGAAGGGAACGUGAACAUUGCCUUUGGUUGCGUGACGGCCGACUGUAAAAUUGUUCACGAGUUCAUUGGAGGCUACAUUUUCAUGUCGACGCGCAGCCGUGAGAAGAGCGACACGCUCAAUGAGGAGCUCUUCCAUAAGCUGACCGGAGGCCAUGAAGCGCUAUAAUACUCAAAAGCACAAAGACUGAUUCAUAAACUCCCUCUCUCUGUGAAUCCCACCAAGAAAAACACAAAGUUAAGUCUCAUCUGUCAUCCAAACAGACAGAUUUUAAUUUACCAUGUGCCACAAAUGCAGAUGAUGUUUAACAAAGAGAGUUUAGGACUCCAAACAUCAAAUAUGGAAUGCUUUUGUGAUGGACCACUGCUGGUGCAAACAAUAGAGGGCCCAAAACCAGAAGCCUGGUGAUCAAACUUAUAGAAAUACAAAGCUGACUCAGGCAGCCACUUCUCUUUUUUUUUUUGCCUGACUAACAAUAACUGUAAUCAGCAUUGCUCUGGAGGGACUUGUAUUGAAUACAGCUUUAACAGCCAAAUUCAAUUAAUAAAAAAUAUACUUUCUGAA